This is a messenger RNA of Danaus chrysippus (African queen), 480 nucleotides long. The record is from the annotation of a GenBank genome assembly. Lineage: Eukaryota; Metazoa; Arthropoda; Insecta; Lepidoptera; Nymphalidae.
AUGUCGGGUAUUGCUAGCGCACGUCUAGCCGAAGAGAGAAAAGCUUGGCGCAAGGACCAUCCAUUUGGUUUUGUGGCUAGACCAAUGAAGAAUCCUGAUGGUUCAUUAAAUCUUAUGACAUGGGAGUGUGCGAUACCCGGAAAAAAGGGGACACCCUGGGAAGGAGGGCUGUACAAGUUACGUAUGAUUUUCAAAGAUGAUUACCCAUCAAGUCCACCAAAAUGCAAGUUCGAGCCACCAUUGUUCCACCCCAAUGUAUAUCCAUCUGGUACUGUAUGUUUAUCAUUGCUCGAUGAAGAGAAAGACUGGCGUCCCGCGAUCACAAUCAAACAAAUCCUCCUCGGAAUCCAAGAUCUACUUAAUGAACCAAAUGUUAAAGAUCCCGCACAGGCUGAAGCAUACACAAUCUACUGCCAAAAUCGACUAGAAUAUGACAAGAGAGUAAGAGCACAAGCCCGUGCUAUGGCUGCUACCGAGUAA